AUGAGCAGUGAGGAGCUGAUUAUAGAGGACAAGCAGCCAGAACAGUUGGAUUAUGUGCUUCUCCGGAUGCAGCUUUUGCUGAUUUCCAAUAAAAAGACGGCUGCCUCUAACUCUAAGGUGAGCUUGAAGCUCCUUAUUGAUUCCAGGAGUAACAAAGUUCUCUUUGCUGAAGCAGGGAAAGACUUUGUAGAUUUUCUCUUUGCUCUCCUUUCUUUGCCUCUUGGCACUGUCGUUAGGCCUCUCACAACAAACAACAUGGUGGGUUCCCUUGGAAAUCUUUAUGAGAGUAUCGAAAGCCUUAGUGAAACUUACAUGCAACCAAACCAAAACAAAGACUCGCUGAUGAAGCCCAGAGCUCCGACUUCUGCUUCUGAUGUCCCACUCUUGCUUCUUGAUGAUGAUAAACCAGUGACUAGAAAAGUCUACAUGUGUCCAAAUUAUCAUCUCAAUGUGGUUCAUGAUCAACGCUUGGUUUGUCCCCAGUGUAAGAAAAGGAUUUCUAUUGAGGUGCCCAUCGUAUCUCCAGAUGACGCAAAUGGGGAAUCAACAGGUAAAGAAGGGUCUGUCAAGGGGGCAGUGACUUACAUGGUAAUGGAUGAUUUAGCUGUUAAACCAAUGUCUACAAUUUCCAGCAUUACUCUGCUCAACAAGUUCAAUGUUAAGGAAGUUGGAGCACUUGAGGAAAGGGCAGUUGAUUUGGGAAUGGAUGACGUUGCAAGCUCUGGUUUGAAGCUGCUCAGGUCUUCCUUACAGUCCAAAUCAGUCUUAACAAAUGUCUUUCUGGGCAAUAUGAGGGCCUAAAGAUGUGGGUUUUGUUUGGAACAGAAUGUGUCUUUAACGUUUGUGGCAGAAUUUUUUAUCCUGUAAUGCUUUUGCCUUUAUCAUUGGGCUGCUUUUGAUGCAUCUUUUUGAAACUUAUGGAGUUUUGUUUGAACGGUUGUUCUCACGUUUUGGAUGUUUACCGGAUCCCAUUUA
Durio zibethinus is the source of this 975-nucleotide messenger RNA. The record is from RefSeq and is a predicted model, not a curated record. Lineage: Eukaryota; Viridiplantae; Streptophyta; Magnoliopsida; Malvales; Malvaceae.